Fonticula alba is the source of this 1768-nucleotide messenger RNA. RefSeq lists its product as hypothetical. Gene Ontology annotation, molecular function: protein binding; structural molecule activity. Bases 74 to 1414 code for a protein of 446 amino acids. The transcript has 10 exons. Gene Ontology annotation, cellular component: proteasome regulatory particle, lid subcomplex. Gene Ontology annotation, biological process: ubiquitin-dependent protein catabolic process. NCBI's taxonomy places the organism in Eukaryota, Rotosphaerida, Fonticulaceae. The record is from RefSeq and is a predicted model, not a curated record.
CCCCUCCUCGCCUCUGCAUCCACCCCUCCCUCCCGGCGCGCUCCCUCAAGACAGCAUCGCUCCCCAUCCCACCAUGGCCACCACCGCUGCCAUCGCCACCAAGGUCGAUUUCGCCGGCAAGGGCGCCUCCGAGGCCGGCCCCACCCUGGCCGACGUGGUCGCCGCCAAGAACCUCUCCUCUGCGGAGACACGUAUUACCGCCCUCGAGAAGAUCCUCAGCCACUCCUCCAUGGCCGAGGAGACCACUCGUGCCAAGGAGCAUGCUCUCCUGGCCCUGGGUGAGCAGUUUUCCGAGCUCGGUGAUGGCCAGCGCCUCCAGACCCUGGUCCGCACCUCUCGCGAGUUCCUCAACUCCAUUCCCAAGGCCCGCGCCUCGAAGAUCGUCCGCGACAUGGUCGACCUCCUUGGCAAGAUUCCCAACGCCCUGGACCUCCAGAUUCAGACAACUCGUGAGGUGCUCCUCUGGGCCGAGGAGGAUCGCAGCGCCUUCUUCCGCCAGUCGCUCGAGCUUCGCCUGGCCGCGCUUCUGCUUGAGGCCCGCCAGUUUUCCGAGGCCACCGGGCUCAUCGACUCCCUGCUGACCGAGGUCAAGCGCCUGGAUGACAAGCUCCUGCAGGCGGAGCUCCUGCUGCUGGAGAGCCGAGUUUACUUCGAGCUGCGCAACUAUGCCAAGUCCCGGGCGUCCCUGACCGCCGCGCGGUCGUCCUCCAAUGCGGUGUAUUGCCCGCCUCCCCUGCAGGCGGCUCUGGACAUGCAUAGUGGCAUUCUUCAUGCGCAGGAGAACGACUUUAAGACCGCCUUCUCCUACUUUUACGAGGCCCUGGAGGCGUACACCGGGCCCAAGUUCUCCGACAACAAGCAGGCCCUGCGCUCGCUGCUGUACAUGCUUCUGUCGAAGAUCAUGAUGGGGGCCCCGGAGGACAUUAGCGUCGUCCUCGGUGGCAAGGCCGCCCUGCGUAUUGUGGACCAUGCGGACUCUCGGGCCCCGGUGGAGGCCAUGCGCGUGAUUGCCCAGGCCGCUGGUGCUGCCUCGCUGUCGGACCUGCGUGCCGCGCGCGAGGAGCAGCCCCACUCGGCAGUUCUCUCGGUCGAUCCCUUCCUGUCGAUGCAUCUGCGCAACCUCCAGAGCGACCUGCUGGAGAAGAGCCUGCUGCGCGCGCUCCUGCCCUACUCGCGCGUGGAGCUGUCUCGGAUUGCCGAGCUUGUGGGCGUCGACGAGACCACCAUCGAGACCAAGAUUUCGCAAAUGAUUCUCGGGAAGCGCUUCCGCGGCGUGCUCGACCAGGAGGCCGGGUGUCUGGAGAUCUUUGAUCCUGAGGACGAUGACACCCUUUACGUUGAGGCUCGCGGUGUCAUUGAAAACGCCGGAUCUGCUGUUGACGCGCUUUUCAGCCGCGUCGCCAAGCUUAACUAAGUCCUUGGCCCGUCCUGCUGAAACAGAGGAUGGAGCGGAUCCUCCACCUGCCACCCAAUCCCCGUCAUGCCGAGGUGGAGUGGGGAAAUCUCCCUCCUUUUUUCUCCCCCCCCCCCCCCCCCUUGUUCCCCACGUGCACACGCGCUAGCCGAUGUUCACACCCGUGCAUGCAGACACAACGCCCCCCACCUCUGUGCCUUGCUCUGGCCGAUCUGUAUUUUGUAGCUCCCCGUGCUCUCCUCCUUCUCCGUGCUGCUGCCCCUCCGUGCAAUGUCCUUUCCCCCCCUGCAUGGCUCAUCCCCUGCCUCUCGUGCAGCGGCGUCCUCUCAUUCGAAUAAACAUACAACAUCCCCC